Hevea brasiliensis (rubber tree) is the source of this 3026-nucleotide messenger RNA. RefSeq lists its product as uncharacterized. Gene Ontology annotation, molecular function: metal ion transmembrane transporter activity. The transcript has 8 exons. NCBI's taxonomy places the organism in Eukaryota, Viridiplantae, Streptophyta, Magnoliopsida, Malpighiales, Euphorbiaceae. The coding region runs from base 948 to 2315 and encodes 455 amino acids. Gene Ontology annotation, cellular component: membrane. Gene Ontology annotation, biological process: metal ion transport; transmembrane transport. The record is from RefSeq and is a predicted model, not a curated record.
CUUUUAUAUCGAUUCUUUUAAUUAGCAAAUAUAUGUAGAUCCGCUCACGGUUUGAGUUAGCUUCGCUAUCAGAUGCAGAAUUGGCCGGAGCCGGAGUAAAUUCGUGAUUCGAACCUAUCAAUACUUCCCAGUCCCCACCCAAAUCGAAAUUGUAAAUGAGGAAGGGGAGUCUCGUUCCCUUCUCUUCUUGAGCCAACCAGUCCUAAUUCGCAAAAAAAUUCAGACCUACAACUAGAAUAGAAAUCUAACCCUGAAGUGCCACUAAUCCGAAUUAAAAUUGAACCGAAAUCAUUGAAAUUGGAACUCAGCGAUCGGUUCAGCCGUUCAGGUUGAUUCCCUACUCUAGGGAUCAAAACCGCGGGUUCCGAGUCCAGACAGCAUCGUGGCCUGGGCGGGUCUGCGUAUAUAUCUGCUCAGCAUGAUUGUUGCGUGUUUUUUAAAAGCCGAAUGCUUUCUCGAUCUCGAUGCUAUGCAGCAGGAAAACGACUUUACUUCGUCUUCACUUCUGUAACGUCUCGUCUUUUGGUUCUUUCCCUUUUACUCUCUUUCCCCUGUUCAGUCUGUGAGAGGAAAUUCAAGCUGCAUUGCUUCUCAUCUAUGCAGCUUUACCAUUUCUGAAUCUUCGGGUUUAAUCCUUUGAUUACCUUUGUUUUCUAAUGGUAAUAUUUUUAGCCUUUUGUCUUUCUUCAAAGCAAUGGGCCAUGGCAAUAGCUAUUGUCAGGGUUAGAUGGAAUAUUGCAUGAGCUUGGGAAGACCGACUGGUUGCUUGCCUCAAUGGACAAGAUGCAUUAGUUAUUUAGUUUAUCCAUCUUCUCUCAAUCUUGCUUACAUAGCAAAAUAGAUGCCUCCUUUUGGAUUUGAUGAUAUCUGCCUUCACCAAAAGAAAGAACAUAUUGGAAUUUGUCAUUCAUUAUCCUGUGAAGCUUGAGGCUAGGGAAUGUGCAUAGAUGGAACACAAUGUGAGUCUAACGGGUGAAGACCACUCCAUAUCACAGAACAAUAACAUGAAGAAAUCAGACAUCCACAGAAGUUAUGCUAGUAGUAGAGAUAUUAUAACUGGGAAUGAGCUUUGGACAGAUGGGCUUAUUUGUGCCUUUGAAUUUGUCCGAGGACAUGGUAGGAGAUCAAUAAAUUCUAAGUCUACCAUAAGCAAACAAAUAGACAGCGUGCAUGCAAAUGGAAUAAAAGAGUCUUCUUCCCCAAGACUGGAUCGGAACAAACUGUUGGAAUCCUCGUCCAUUUGUGAGUCUAGGGGUAAUCAGAGUGCUCCUUUAAGUGAAUAUAAAGACAGCCUGAUCGAUCAAUCAGGACAAUAUCAUGCUGUGGAAAGAUCUGGGGAUACUCGUUGGGUACCCAUUGGUUGGGCUAGAAUCUCAGAACUUGUUAAAAUGGUGCAAACUGAUGCAAACUGGGCUACGCAGCAACUGGAGUUGAUGGAUGAAGAAGAUGGUCUUACUGUUGCAGAAUUAGCAGCUCCCUACUGGGAGCGCCCCGCAGGGCCCAUAUGGUGGUGCCAUGUUGCUGCAGGUCAUCCCUCUAUCCAGGCCUGGCUCAGCAAUGCUCAGUGGUUACAUCCUGCAAUUAGUUUAGCUUUGAGAGAUGAAAGUCGAUUGAUAAGCGAACGGAUGAAACACCUUUUUUAUGAGGUCCCAGUAAGGGUUGCUGGAGGGCUGCUGUUUGAACUCUUGGGGCAAUCAGUUGGUGAUCCAUUUGUUGAAGAGGAUGACAUUCCUAUUGUGAUGCGCUCUUGGCAAGCACAAAAUUUUCUAAUCACUGCAUUGCACAUAAAAGGGCAUGUGUCAAAAGUAAAUGUUUUGGGCAUCACUGAAGUUCAGGAGAAUCUUUCUGCUGGAGGUUAUAAUUCUCCAAGAACAGUGCAUGAAAUCAUAGCACUACUAGCAUGCCGCCUUACUCGGUGGGAUGAUAGGUUAUUUCGCAAGUCCAUAUUUGGGGCAGCAGAUGAGAUCGAAUUGAAAUUUAUGAACAGGAGAAACCAUGAAGAUAUGAAUCUCUUCAGUAUUAUUUUGAACCAAGAAAUCAGAAGGUUAUCAAGACAGGUUAUUAGAGUGAAAUGGUCACUCCAUGCAAGAGAGGAGAUUGUUUUUGAGCUGCUUCAUCAGUUGAGAGGAAAUGCAACAAGAGCAUUUUUAGAGGAAAUAAGGAAGAGCACUAGAGAAAUGAUGGAGGAGCAAGAAGCAGUUCGUGGUCGCUUGUUUACCAUUCAAGAUGUCAUGCAAAGCACGGUUCGGGCAUGGUUGCAGGUUUGUACAGGAGAAAAAGAAAUGGAUAGACAAGGGAUAGAAGCCUACGUGUAACCCAUAAUUUGGCUGUUUUUGGAGGCUGCGGCCUUGUUCUUUCAAUCAUUACUGGGUUGUUUGGAAUCAAUGUGGAUGGGAUCCCUGGAGCGAACAAUACACCAUAUGCAUUUGGUCUGUUUGCAGCUCUCCUGGUGUUCAUAGGUGUGGUGCUAAUUGCAGUUGGGUUGCUUUACCUUGGUUUGAAGCAACCCAUCACUGAAGAGAAGGUUGAAGUAAGAAAGUUGGAAUUGCAAGAACUAGUGAAGAUGUUUCAGCAUGAGGCAGAGACUCAUGCCCAGGUUCACAAAAAUGUGUAUCGAAGCAACUUGACCCCUACUUCUGGAGAUGACGUGGAUUAUCUUCUCGUCCAAUGAAGACGUGGAUUAUUGUAAUCAGUAAAAUGGAGUCUUGAACGCUUUGACGGCGGGAGUAACAUUGGUGAAUUGGCAAUGAUCAAUUUCACUUGUAAACAUGGUCUUGGUUCCCUAGGCUUUAAUGGUUAUAGUCCAAAGAAAGAAAAAAGAAUAAAUUUCAUACAUAGGAAUAAGCUUAUACAUAGUUAGCAUCUAUAUCCAUCAACCACUGAGAUAGAAAAAAGCGAUUGUGUACUUUCAACUUGACAGAAGAGAAAUGGUACUGUCGCCCAGAUCCUGAAACCUAUCUUCCUCUUGUAUUAGAUACAAAGCUUGUGAUGAUCUUUUAAUUUCUAGAUGGUUUGCUUCUGUCUCA